CGUCAUGUCACAUGUGUCAUGUGAUGUGAUCACAUCAGUCCGACAUUUUGCCUGAAUAAUUCUCUCCUGGGUAGGCUGCUGCCUUGUCCGACCGGGCGGUAAAAAGAAGGUAGAAACAUGGCGAUGCAGGAGCUGUACUUCAAUAUAGACAACGGGUACCUGGAGGGGCUCGUGAGAGGGUUCAAAGGAGGGAUUUUGCGGCGGGCUGACUACGCGAACCUCGUACAGUGCGAGACUCUAGAAGAUCUCAAGCUGCACCUGGCCAGCACAGAUUACGGGAACUUCCUGGCCAAUGAGCCGUCUCCGCUGACCGUGAACGUGAUUGAUGACAAGCUGAAGGAGAAGAUGGUGAUUGAGUUCCAGCACAUGAGGAACCAAUCAGUGGAGCCGCUCUGUACCUUCAUGGACUUCAUCACGUACAGCUACAUGAUAGACAACAUUGUGCUGCUCAUCACUGGGACAUUGCACCAGCGACCAAUCAGUGAGCUUAUCACAAAAUGUCAUCCUCUGGGUAGUUUUGAGCAGAUGGAGGCUAUCCACGUGGCGGCCACCCCUGCAGAGCUCUAUAACGCCAUACUUAUCGACACACCUCUAGCUCCAUUCUUUGUGGACUGCAUCUCUGAGCAGGACUUAGAUGAGCUGAACAUUGAGAUCAUCAGAAACACACUGUACAAGGCAUACUUGGAGGCCUUCUAUGAGUUCUGCAGUCAACUGGGAGGGACAACAUCUGAGUUUAUGUGCAGAGCUCUAGAGUUUGAAGCUGACCGCCGGGCAUUCAUCAUCACCAUCAACUCGUUUGGGACUGAACUGACCAAAGAUGACCGGUCCAAGCUGUACCCCCGCUGUGGCAAGCUCCAUCCAGAUGGACUGGCCGCGCUGGCUCGAGCAGACGACUAUGACCAGGUCAAAGCAGUGGCAGAGUAUUACGGAGAGUACAAACCACUCUUUGAGGGAGCAGGUAAUAAUCCUGGGGACAAGACUCUGGAGGACAAGUUCUUUGAGCAUGAGGUGGAGCUGAAUGUGAAUGCCUUCAUGCAGCAGUUCCACUUCGGUGUGUUUUAUGCCUACAUUAAGCUCAAGGAGCAGGAAUGUCGCAACAUCGUGUGGAUCGCCGAGUGCGUCGCUCAGAGACACAGGACCAAGAUCGACAACUACAUUCCCAUCCUGUAGAUCCAAACUGAAACACAUGUCCGUUAGGCCUGUCAUCAGUAGAUAUGUGUUUGUACUAGAAGUCAGUCUGAAGCAGGACUCAAUCAUGAUUUCCAACACAAGAAAGGUUUUGUCAAUCUACUGCUUCUAUGACAUCACUUGACGUGUUGCUUUGCUCAUGCCCUGACAAAAACUGGUUCUGAAUGAAUGAUUAGAAUUUGGUUAAGUCCAUCUUUUCCAUGUGUUCACAGCUUCAGAAAAUUGAAUUUGUCCAUUAGGCCACACCAAUUAAAUUUCUUGGUUCUCGGAUUUUUUCAGAAAAAUAUUGGGGCGGGCAGUCGAAAAAAAAAGAAGAAAAAAAAUUACAAAAAGUCUGUGGUGAACUUAUUUAACACAAAGAACAAGGUAAGUAGUC
Molecule: messenger RNA, 1564 nt
Organism: Branchiostoma floridae (Florida lancelet)
Lineage: Eukaryota; Metazoa; Chordata; Leptocardii; Amphioxiformes; Branchiostomatidae
Product: V-type proton ATPase subunit d-like
Exons: 8
Coding region: 118-1170 (350 amino acids)
Biological process (GO): proton transmembrane transport; vacuolar acidification; vacuolar transport
Cellular component (GO): plasma membrane proton-transporting V-type ATPase complex; lysosomal membrane; vacuolar proton-transporting V-type ATPase complex
Molecular function (GO): proton-transporting ATPase activity, rotational mechanism
Source: RefSeq, a predicted model, not a curated record